Messenger RNA from Harpegnathos saltator (Jerdon's jumping ant), 1980 nucleotides. It is a transcript of the gene Uba3, whose product is annotated as Ubiquitin-like activating enzyme 3. Lineage: Eukaryota; Metazoa; Arthropoda; Insecta; Hymenoptera; Formicidae. The transcript is spliced from 4 exons. The record is from RefSeq and is a predicted model, not a curated record. Bases 336 to 1652 code for a protein of 438 amino acids. Gene Ontology annotation, biological process: protein neddylation. Gene Ontology annotation, molecular function: NEDD8 activating enzyme activity. Gene Ontology annotation, cellular component: cytoplasm; nucleus.
CUUAUUGCACCAGUUCAGUAGUGCAGCCAAAAAGAAAGACAGACCAAGCGUUGUGAUGACCAAGUGAUGAACCUUGGACGAGCUGUCACGGAUGAAUUGUUGUUGCGUAUUAAGGGUGUUUGGCAUGUAAUUAUAGGUUGUAAAGGACUAAACGAGACGUUGUGUCUCAAGAAUAACAGAAAUAAACCUGGGAUCGGUUCAUAAAGAAGAUUUCGUUGGAAAAAAGAACGUUGGAAAACGCGCGCUUCUCGACUUGCAUUGUACCUGAAUAAAACUUCGAAGACGUAAUACGUUAUUCCAGCUUGGUCGAGUCUUAAUUCAAGCGACCGGCAAUAAUGGGUCCCGACCACAGACGAUGGGGCAAUUUGCGAAAAGUACUGGAAAGAUCGGGUCCGUUCUGUCGGCCCGACUUCGAGCCAUGUUCCGAGACCUUGCAGUUUCUUUUGGAAAAUUGCAAGCUGCUCGUGAUCGGUGCUGGUGGCCUGGGAUGUGAGCUGCUCAAGAAUCUGGCUCUGAUGGGAUUUCGGCAGAUCCAUGUGAUCGACAUGGACACGAUUGAGCUAUCUAACCUCAACCGGCAAUUCCUGUUUCGCCACAAGGACAUUGGAUCCUAUAAGGCUGAGGUGGCUGCGAGAUUUAUAAACAGCAGAGUACCAGGCUGCAAUGUGAUCGCACACAACUGCGAGAUACAAGCUAAGGACGAGGAGUUCUACCGGCAAUUCCAUAUGAUAAUCUGUGGAUUGGACUCGAUAGUCGCGAGGAGAUGGAUUAAUGGUAUGCUGUUGUCGAUACUCGUCUAUGAGGAUGGUGAACUGGACAAGACCAGCAUUAUACCAAUGAUAGAUGGUGGGACUGAAGGCUUCAAGGGAAACGCUCGUGUUAUACUACCUGGUAUGAGUCCGUGCAUCGAUUGCACAUUAGACUUGUAUCCACCACAGGUUACAUAUCCUUUAUGUACGAUAGCCAAUACUCCACGCUUGCCAGAGCAUUGUAUAGAAUAUGUGAAGGUGAUACAGUGGCCGAAGGAGAACCCGUUCGACUGCGCGAUAGACGGUGAUGAUCCGCAGCACAUAAACUGGAUCUACGAGAAGUCGAACGAAAGAGCGGCUCAGUUCGGCAUACAAGGCUUGACGUACAGACUGGUACAAGGUGUUGUGAAGAACAUCAUACCGGCGGUGGCGUCGACGAACGCUGUUAUCGCCGCGAUCUGCGCGACGGAAGCGUUCAAGCUCGCCAGUAGUUGUAGUGCGUCCUUGAACAACUACAUGGUGCUGAAUAAUCUGGACGGAGUUUACACGUAUACUUACGAGGCAGAGAGAAAGAAAGAUUGCUUAGCGUGUAGCCAAGUGCCGAUAGUGAUCGAGAUCAAAGACCACAAAUGUAAACUACAGGAUCUGAUAGAGCUGCUGUGCAAUCGGCCGGACUUGCAGAUGAAGAGUCCCGGCCUCACGACGAACGUAAACGGUAAAAAUAAAACUCUAUAUAUGCAGACGGUGUCCAGCAUAGAAGAAAGGACUCGUGAGAACUUGACUAAAUCAUUGAUCGACUUGGGUCUAAGAGACGGUAGCGAGAUUAACGUUGCCGACGUCACAACGCCCAAUACGAUGGUCUUGAAGUUGAAAUUCCCGCAAAGCGAUCAAGAGAUGCUGUAACUACGACAGGGAAUUAUCGUCUCUAUUUAAUUGCCCCGUACCUUUACCGCGAAUGUAUUGUCCAUGAAGUUGAAAUAAACCGAGAGAGACUUAAGUACGGUGAGAUAGAAGUGUAAAGCGAAAAAUUAUUCACAGAAUUGCGUAUUGUUCUGUAAUACUUUUCGCGAGCCAGGUAUUCGCCUUCUCUAUGCAGGACUGUAUUGAAGUUCAUCCAGUUCACAAAUCUGCGAUUAUCCGCUUCAGCGUGCGUCUGCAUUUGUUUGGUCGUUCUAAUAGCGACUCCUUAAUGGUUCUUAAACGCAACGAGAAUAUAUGGAAAAGAAACAUU